CACCUUCACAAAUGCGUAGCUGUCAAGGGUUUAGGGUUUACCCAAUUUCGACGGACUUUUCUCUCAUUCUAUUGCUCUGAUUUCCAGGAGUUGGAGAUUGAGAACGCGAGGCUGUCGGGGUCUUCCGUUUGCGCCUACAAUGAAGGUGUCACACACAUUCUGAUCUACAUGGGCAAGUGAUGGCAGUUUCUGGAGCGAUUGCUGGAACUGAUCGUUGAGUAUAAUAAUAUUCCUGAAAACUGAUUAGGCGAAGACGUGCUGGUCGUCUGAGGAGGUGGAGGCAUGCUGUCCAUCUGAACACUUGAGGCUGCCUCAAAAUCAUUUAUAAUUUUGUCACUGUGUGUGUGGAUAUGUUGCCCUUUCACCGAAGACUUGUGCACACACAACUCUGUUCCAAAGUAAAUUCUGCAGGGUGUGGAGCUGUGGAAGGAAAUGAUCAAUUGCACACAGAUGAGGAUACCUCAUCCCUUAGUUUGAAGCAAGAAGGAACACCAUGCACAAUUGAUAAGAUAAAUGUAUCUAAUACAUCAAGCAAGGAUCGUGUGGCUUCUAAUAAAGGUGAAACAGAUUUCUCUUCCCUUAUCACAGGUGGUGUUGAUACUGAGGAAGAUGUGCAUCAACAUGAUGAGGUGGGAACUUCAUAUGACAGUCAAAAUGCGAUGAAGCAUAAAAUGAACCAAUCAGAAGAGGCUGUGUCAGGUCGUUGUUCAAGGCCCAUGUGCAAAAGCACUCGAUUUGUUGCUCUAAAGAUCAUGUACUUUGGUCAAAGGUUCUUUGGUUUUGCUUCAGAAGCAACAAGAAGCCCAACUAUUGAGUCUGAAAUUUUCAAGGCACUUCAUAGGACAAAGCUAUUAAUUGGUGAGAAGAAUGAGCGGUCUUACUCUAGGUGUGGUCGUACUGACAAGGGGGUCUCUGCAGUUGGACAGGUCAUAGCCAUAUACUUGCGGUCUAACCUGAAGGACUCCAAGCAACAUGAAAAUGGUGAAGCCGAAAUUGAUUAUGUAAAGGUGCUCAAUAAGGUUCUCCCUCAUGACAUUCGGGUGCUUGGUUGGUCUCAUGCACCCACGAACUUCCAUGCAAGGUUUAGCUGUUUGAGUAGAGAAUACAAGUACCUUUUUUGGAGAGGAAAUCUCCACAUAUCUGCAAUGGAGGAUGGUGGUAGAAAGUUGGUCGGGGAACAUGAUUUCAGGAACUUCUGUAAGAUGGAUGCACUUAAUGUCCACAACUAUAGGCGACACGUACUUUCAUUUGAAAUUGUACCCUGCAAUCAAAGGUUCUAUGAUAAUGAGCUGUGGGCAAUACAAAUUAAAGGUACUGCCUUCUUGUGGCACCAAGUAAGAUGCAUUGUUGCAGUGCUUUUCAUGAUUGGACAAGGUCUUGAAUCACCAUCUGUGAUUGAUGCAUUACUUGACAUUCGUGAGACUCCCAGGAAACCACAAUAUGCGAUGGCAUCUGAGCUCCCAUUAGUUCUUCAAUGUUGUGAUUUUGAAGACCUCAAUUUUGUUUGUUCAAGAAGUGCAAGACAAGCAUUGGUUGAGCAAUUAAGGGAUAUGUUUCUGGCGCAUCUUCUACAAGCUGCAAUAUUUCAAGAAGCACUAACGACUUUGUCCAUCCCUGAUGUAAGCGGCAUACCUGCAAAAAGAAAUUUAGGAACACAUAUACCCCUUAAAUCACGACCUACUGAGCCAUCUUAUGAAGAACGCCAGGCAAAGCUAAGAAUGAAGGACAACUUCAGAAAAUUAUUUACCUUGUCCUCUAGUUGAAAAAUGGGUAAACAUUUCAGUAUUUGGUUGAACCAUUUCUUUUGGGUUGGAAAUUAUCUGUCACUCUGUCGGUUGUUCUCAUUUAAAUUAUAUGUGGUGGGGCCUGGUAUGCUUGUCUUGACUUGCUGUAGUUUCAAUGCUUGUCCUGGUAAUGUAAAAUUCGGUGGGUAUUCUAAUUGAUCCUAAGGGACAAUAGGGCCCAUCCUGGAACAAAUUUUCAGGAAAAUACUUCAGUCCACUUACUCGAUAACUGGAAAAUGUAUUAGAGUUGUUUGCAGCAAACCUCACUGUUAUAAAAAAAAAGACAUUGCAAUAUAAAUGGCUUUCUGUUAUCC
This is a messenger RNA of Nymphaea colorata (pocket water lily), 2098 nucleotides long. RefSeq lists its product as uncharacterized. The record is from RefSeq and is a predicted model, not a curated record. Gene Ontology annotation, cellular component: nucleus; cytoplasm. Bases 351 to 1763 code for a protein of 470 amino acids. Gene Ontology annotation, molecular function: pseudouridine synthase activity; RNA binding. The transcript has 15 exons. NCBI's taxonomy places the organism in Eukaryota, Viridiplantae, Streptophyta, Magnoliopsida, Nymphaeales, Nymphaeaceae. Gene Ontology annotation, biological process: tRNA pseudouridine synthesis; mRNA pseudouridine synthesis.